AUGAAGUCUACUCAUCCAGAGCCGAUCUCCCUAGACGUGGCGUGGCAUAUCUUCAAUCACAGCGAGCUCCAUGACCAGUCCGUAUUCGCACAAUGCUCGCGCACUUGGCAUUCGUUCUUCAACCCCAAACUUUACAGAAACGAUGUGAAAACGGGAAAAUACUCUGCCGUUUUCAACACCAUUGCCAACUGUAGAGAUACACGGGUGGCCCUCGCCACGCUACGGCAUACCCUCCAAGCCGGCGCUGACUACAACAGACCGGCCACCAUGUAUAUGACCGAGAGCCAUCGAUAUAGCCCUUUCCUCAUUACGGCCCUGUAUCUGGCGGCUUCCAAAGGCUAUGCUGACAUUGUGUCGUUUCUCCUUGAUCACGGUGCCGAUAUCGAUGGGGUUCCGGACUGCCGGCUACGUACUCCCGUCUUUCUAUCUCUUCUCAGCGGAGACGCCAAGACGUCCAUGGUUCUCCUUCGGCGCGGCGCACGGCUUGUGUCUUCUGAGUUUGGCAUCAACGCUCUCCACCAAGCCGCCGCCGCCGGGCUCACCGAAGUGAUCACGUACCUUGUCGACGAGAAAGGGAUGGAAGUGAACGAGGCCGACAACAACGGGGACACGCCACUGAUUCACUCCCUGUUGUCUCCGUCGCCAGAAACGGUCAUAGAUCAGCUGGCGCAGUUCGGCGUGGACGUGAACCAGCCCACGACGAUCGACACAUGGCGUAUGACGGCCCUUAGCAUGGCGUGCGAGGACGGCAUGUUCUCCGCCGCCCUGGCACUGUUGAAGGCUGGAGCGGAUGCCACGGGCGAGCUGGACGGAUUGGUCGAGGGGGCCGACCCAGCACUCCGUAUAUUCGAUCAAAAGCCGCUCGAGCUCGUGCUCCUGGCCCGGGUCAAAGAAACGGAUGGCAGGACGGCAUCGGCGAAGCAACGGCUCAUCGAACUCCUCCUCAUGUCAGGCGCUGACCCAAACCAGGCGGUUUGCAUAUCGGCACGCUGCAACUGGACAGGGCCCCUCUUGCUGAAGCUGACUCGAGAGCGGCGCCGUUGGGAAGCCGAGAUGCUGCUUUCUUCGGGCUUUGUAGACAUUGACAGGCGCGACUCGCAUGGUGCGACGACUCUCGACUGGGCACUUUCCACAUGCCACGGCAACCCCGUGAUGGCGUCGAUCUUGCUGCGGCGCGGUGCCAAGAUGGACGAUGCCGUGUUGUGCGACAUUAUCGGCAAGCUGGCGCGUCUUGCGGACGCACAAGACCACUGGAGUGUGAUCAGCCUAUUGGCGCGAGAGCCUAAGCUGUUGAAGAUAUUCCACGUGUUGUAUUCGCACUGUUUCUGGGUAGCAUCUCGGAGUGGUGACGCUGCCGCAUCACGGUUCUUGCAAGAGUCGCCGGGCGUGAUUGUGCGCCUCGUCACGGAGAUGCUGAAGGAUGGUGUGAGUCUGACGAAGACGGGCGUCUUGAACAUGCUGCGGAAUGCGAAGGAGAGCAUUUCGCCUUUGGACCACUUGACAACACAGCUCUUCGAGUGGUCUUUCCGCGAUGAAAGUGAGCUCGAGAAAAGACAGAGGGCCGUUGAAGUCGUGGGACAGAAACGUAGUAGGAAAAGGGCUCGUGCCAAUACUUACAACACACACCCCGCUACGCCUGACGACACAUCCGAGGAUGACUGGACGGCACCGAACACACCAGACACAAGAAGAGAGCCCAGUGACCUUGGGCAGAAAGCCGGCGAUGAAUGUAGCACAACCGUGCCCGUUGCUGCUGUAGCUGCGCUGAUGCAGGAGAUUGCCAAGAACAAAUGGACUGCUGUCAUUUUGGUGGAAUUCGACGGCAGCGAGAAGGCGGUGUUGAGG
Molecule: messenger RNA, 1845 nt
Organism: Colletotrichum abscissum
Lineage: Eukaryota; Fungi; Ascomycota; Sordariomycetes; Glomerellales; Glomerellaceae
Exons: 3
Molecular function (GO): protein binding
Source: RefSeq, a predicted model, not a curated record